AUGUCUCUUCUCGACGAACAAUUCAUGGCGUCUCUCGCUAGCCUCGCCAAGCCUGUCGAAGGCAGAUUCCGUUGGUAUUUGACCGCAGUCGUGGCAAUCGGUGCUCUUAAUUAUCCAGAGGAGAUACCUGGAUUCUACAGAGCUCUGCUGGAGCGCUAUAUUCCCGAAGCGGAGCAAAAGAAGGAAACGCGCAAGAUUGUCGAAGGAUUGACCAAAGUCUGCGGCAUUCAAGGGGCGGCCAAGACUGGCAAUGCAACUCGUGCCCUGGCCACGGCAAUCCCUGGUCACCUUAAAGAUGACAAAGUCUACAGAGCCGACCAGACAUUCGAGGAGGCGCGACAACGAGGACAGCGAAUGAUCCGCAGCAUCUAUGCACCAAAUCCUGAUUAUGAUGGCACACUGACCAAGGCCGCUGCGCCCGACUACUCGUGGAUUGUAACAAAUCUAUUCUACGGCUACAUUUUCUCUUUCGAUGAGAUUCUGGGACCCUUGGAAACGGGCCAGGUGAUCAUCGCAACUCUCCACGGCAUAGACUGCCAGGAACAGUUGAAAAACCAUAUGAUUGGGAUGAUGCUGAACGGUGCUGAGAGAAAGGACUUGUUUGUCUUGCGAGACAUAGUCACAGCAAUUGCGCAGCGCCUGAAUGUGAAGUUCAAGGGAAACACCCCAACAGUGCCGGAAACCCCGAUUCCGAAACCCGUGAACACAGCAGAACAAAAUCCUCCAGAUAGUCUGCCCAAAUCAUCAACAUCGUUGGUGGCUGAUCUAGAUGAUUAAAUUUCAAUAAGUGGCGGUGUAGCAGUCUAAACAGACGUGCAAUAUAG
Molecule: messenger RNA, 824 nt
Organism: Exophiala xenobiotica
Lineage: Eukaryota; Fungi; Ascomycota; Eurotiomycetes; Chaetothyriales; Herpotrichiellaceae
Exons: 4
Coding region: 1-777 (258 amino acids)
Source: RefSeq, a predicted model, not a curated record